GUUUUGACGUAGUUCAGUUCUGGCAUCUGCAUAGACCAACAAAAUAGAUCCAAUCAUCAUGUUCAAAGCAUUAGUUAUCCUUGCAAUUGCAGCAUUUGUCACUGCGGAGUAUCAUGAAGAACAUUAUUCCCAUCCCAAAUAUAAGUUCGAAUAUGGAGUAGAGGAUCACCACACGGGAGACAACAAGGAUCAGUGGGAACAUCGGGAUGGGGAUGUCGUGAAAGGCCAGUACUCCCUGUACGAACCUGAUGGAACGAAACGCAUCGUGGAAUACACCUCCGAUAAGCACCAUGGAUUCCAAGCUCAUGUGAAGCGAGUUGGACACGCUCAUCAUCCACAGAUCUAUGGCCACGAGGAGGGACAUCAUUAUUCCGGAAACGAACUUGGUCAUGGUCAUGGUCACGCCAGCAGUUAUGCUAAUCUAUACCAACAUCAUUGAGACUGAAGA
This is a messenger RNA of Aedes aegypti (yellow fever mosquito), 448 nucleotides long. Its product is annotated as cuticle protein 19. Bases 59 to 439 code for a protein of 126 amino acids. The transcript is spliced from 2 exons. Gene Ontology annotation, cellular component: extracellular matrix. NCBI's taxonomy places the organism in Eukaryota, Metazoa, Arthropoda, Insecta, Diptera, Culicidae. The record is from RefSeq and is a predicted model, not a curated record.